Octopus sinensis (East Asian common octopus) is the source of this 1140-nucleotide messenger RNA. RefSeq names its product general transcription factor II-I repeat domain-containing protein 2A-like. The record is from RefSeq and is a predicted model, not a curated record. The transcript has a single exon. The coding region runs from base 1 to 1140 and encodes 379 amino acids. Lineage: Eukaryota; Metazoa; Mollusca; Cephalopoda; Octopoda; Octopodidae.
AUGAAAAAUAAACAGGAAAUUUCAAAUUGCAUCAAAGAGCUUCAGCUCUCAAAACAGUCAAUUGUCAGAAGGGCUGAAAGCAUUUCUGAAAAUCUUCUUUCGCAGUUAAAAAAGGAUCUUUACGCAUGUUCGUGUUUUUCUCUACAGUUUGACGAAUCAAACGAUGCUAUUGAUAUCGCCCAACUAUGUGUAUUUUCCCGUUUAAUCUUCCAUGAUCUAAUUGUCAAGGAAGAGUUAUUUGCUAUUAUACCUAUGAAAGAAAGAACAACUGGUGAAAAUAUUUAUAAUUCUUUCAAAACGUUUUUGUUAUCAUUCGAAUUAUUACCGUUAAUGAAGAAACUUGUAUCCAUAACAACAGAUGGAGCCCCUGCAAUGAUUGGGAAUCAAAAUGGAUUUAUUGCAUUUUGUCGGAAAGAUGAACAUUUUCCGAAAUUUUUAUCAUAUCAUUGCAUCAUUCACCAACAUGCAUUAUGUGGGAAAAUGUUAAAUUUUAACUAUGUUAUGGAGACAACAGUUAAAAUUAUUAAUUCCAUCCGAGCCAAGCCCCUACAAAGAAGAUUAUUUCGACUUUUUCUAGAACAAGUCGAUGCAAUCUAUGGCGAUCUACCUUUACAUUGUGACAUAAGAUGGUUAAGCAAGGGAUUAAUUCUCAGUCGUUUCAGAGAAUUAUUAUCAUACAUUAAAGAAUUUUCUAAAGAAAACAACAAGAAUUGGCAUUUUCUUGAAAAUCCUGUUUGGCUAAUAAACUUGGCAUUUUUAACCGAUAUUACCAGCAAACUGAAUGAACUCAAUUUAGAAUUACAGGGAAAGAAUAGAUAUAUUAUCGAUAUGAUCAGUUCAAUAAAUGCUUUCAUAAUGAAGUUGGAAUUAUGGAUAUCUCAAAUCAGAAAAGAAAAUUUUACCCAUUUUCCUAACAUUGAAGAUGAAUUCACAAAACAACUUGUGAAUAAAAAUCAUUAUGUCAAUGAAUUUGCUAUGGUACUAGAAAAAAUAAUGAACGAGUUUAAUAACAGAUUUAGCGAUUUCAAGAAAAUUACUAUAUUAUGCAGUUUCUUUGUUUCUCCGUUCAUGGAUGUAGACAUCGAAAAUAUUUCAGAAGAAUUUAGCAAGAUUUUUGACGUUGAUCGAAGAUUGAAAUAA